Molecule: messenger RNA, 1733 nt
Organism: Scheffersomyces amazonensis
Lineage: Eukaryota; Fungi; Ascomycota; Pichiomycetes; Serinales; Debaryomycetaceae
Gene: SCW4
Product: Scw4p
Exons: 3
Coding region: 1-1572 (523 amino acids)
Biological process (GO): carbohydrate metabolic process; cell wall organization
Cellular component (GO): extracellular region; cell surface; fungal-type cell wall
Molecular function (GO): glucan endo-1,3-beta-D-glucosidase activity
Source: RefSeq, a predicted model, not a curated record
AUGCAUUUCUUACAAUAUUUGCUAUUUUUUAUAUUAGCAAGUGAUAUAGUAUCCGGUGCACCAGCUCCUAUAAGGAAGAAAAGAGGUUAUCUUACCCUUUUUGAAACUGUCAAUUCCCAACAACCAGCUGCAAAUACAAUUCCAAUUCCUCCACCAGCACCAGCAGCCAUAGGUCCAGCGACUACUGCACCAGUGGCACCAGUAGCCAUUGUUCCCACUACAACCGCAGCCGCAGCAGCACCAGCACCCGUGGCAGCACCAGCACCCGUGGCAGCACCAGCUGUAUCGCAAGCACCAGCAGCACCAGCACCAGCAGCACCAGCAGCACCAGCACCAGCAGCAGCACCUUCUGCUGCUAACACUCCCGCAACAACUUCAUCCACUUCUGGAAGUGUUUUUGGUGGACUCGGAAAAGCAAUAUCAUCAGCUUUUAGUGCUUUCAUCGAUGCUUUCAAGGAUGAUGAUGAUGAUGAUACAAGUUCUUCAACAACAGCAACAACUCCUGCUGCAGUGCCAGUAGCUCCAGCACAACCUGUUACUACUUCUACCCCUGUCGCUCCUCCACCAACAAUUGCCAGUGUUCCAACUUACGCACCAACAACAUUAACAACAUCUUCAUAUGAUGCUCAAAGAACAGUUGCAAGUACUAGUUCACCAGCAGGUAUUUUACUGGCUGCUGCAUCUGUGGCAUCUCCCAUUGCAAGUGCAGUUUCAUCUUCAAUAUCCUCAUCAAUUUCAUCAGUUAAUAAUGCGGCAUAUGCCCCUUCAAUUAAAGCAGCUCAAAGUGCCAAGGGAAUCACUUACUCACCAUAUACUAAAGCCAAUGCAUGUAAAACUGCAGCUGAAGUAGCUUAUGAUAUUGCUAAAUUGAAUAGUUAUGAUCUCAUCAGAUUAUAUAGUACUGAUUGUUCGGGAAUUGAGAAUGUUAUAGCUUCCUUACAAUCUCAUCAACAAUUAUUUUUAGGUAUUUGGAAUAUUGAUAGUGCUUCUGUUGUUAGUGGUUUACAAACAAUUCAACAAUCUGUGGCAACUUCUUCAAGAGGUUGGUCUAUUGUUCACACUAUAGCUAUUGGGAAUGAACAAGUGAAUUCAGGUACUGCUACAGUGGCUCAAAUUCAAAGUGCUAUUUCUACUGCAAGACAAUGGAUUCAAACUAAUGUUCCAUCUUAUCCAGGUUAUAUUGUGUCAGUUGAUACUUUAGUUGCUGUUGCAGGCAAUCCAGAUUUAUGUCAAUACUCUGAUUAUCUUGCUGUUAAUUGUCAUCCAUACUGGGAUGGUGGGGUACAACCAAGUAAUUCUGGACCAUGGUUACAACAACAAAUUUCACAUUUACAAAGUGUCUGUAAUAAUGGUAAAGCAGUUCUUAUCACAGAAACUGGAUGGCCAACACAAGGCGAUACUUUUGGACAAUGUGUACCAUCAAUUCCUAAUCAAGCAGCUGCUCUUCAAAGUAUCACCAGUCUCUUAGGCCAACAAGUAAUUGCUUUUACAUUAUAUAAUGAUUAUUGGAAAGAACCAGGACCAUAUGGUGUAGAACAGCAUUGGGGAAUUUAUGGUAAUCCAGAAGUAUAAUUAAAUUAAACUAAAAGUUUCACGAACCAAAAAAAAAAUUAAAUAAAAGAUUAACAUACCAAUCUCUAGAAUUUUCAUUUUAUAUCAAUGAAUUCCUUGCUUCACUUCUUCUCUCGUAACCUCUUAUUAUUUAUAUAUUGUAAUCCUAUAUAGGCUUUUUU